AUGUCUAGAGAGGAGAACACAGAGAAGUUGGAAACACUCCAUCAAUCCUUAUUGGAUUCGAUCAAUACUUAUAAAACGGCUCAAGAUUUACUUUCUACCAAUCAACAAUUAAUAAAUCAAUCAAAUACCAAUGAAGAAAUCGCCAAUCAACUUCAAACUUUAAAGAAACAAUUCAUAUUGGAUUCGUUUAAUGUCAAUAAAGUCAUCAAGGAUUAUAAAGACUGGGAUCAUCAAUAUACUCAAGAUUUCAUCAAUUAUGAAAUAUUCAAUUAUAAUAAAGUAUUGACAGAUAAUAAUCGACUUCAACAAGAAGUUGAUAAAUUGACAGGGAUAUAUGAGGAAUUAUAUAAUAAGGUGAGUUUACCCGAUAUAGAGUUUUCCAUUCAGACUUUGAUUCAAUUUAAUGAUGAAGAAAUCUUACGUCAAUUACCUCGAGAUGAGAAUGGUUCAUAUCCUAAGAUUAUUCAUAUAAAUCAAUUAUUCUCAUUAGAUCCUAAAUCUGAAUUAUCAUUUCCUGAUUAUAAGAAAUUUCAAAAGUUGACUGAUAUAGAAUAUAGAUUAAGAGCUUCCAAACGGUUGAAGUAUGAGAUUUUAUUGUUUAUAAAGAAUCAAGUUCUGGUUAAUAAUACGAAAUGGAGUAAAAGAGAUAAUGAAUUAAAGACAUUUCUUAAUCAAAAAUUACCCAAAGUGUUUGAUGAGGUUAAUGUGAUUAAAGGUUUAGAAGCUAAAGCAUUGAAAGUUAAUGGAGGUGUAAGUAAUGGAGAUGAAGAAGGGAAGAGCCCUAGUGAUGAUGAAGAUGAUGAAGAUGAGAUUAUUCAACAAGAUUUUGAUGAAGAUGAAGAUGAAGAAGAUCAUCGUGAUGAUGAUGGUGAACAUGAAAAUGGAUCAAAAGUGGAAGAAGAAGAAGAGGAGGAGGAGGAAGAGGAAGAUGUUGAUGUGGAUAUAGAAGGUGGAGAUGACUUACCUGAAUCAAGACAAGAAACAGUUGAACUUGAAGAUACACUUGCUCCAUCACAAAUAUCAUCUACCAAACCAUCCGAUAUAGAUUCCGAUGGUGAUGAACUUUUAAUCUAA
This is a messenger RNA of Scheffersomyces coipomensis, 1074 nucleotides long. RefSeq lists its product as uncharacterized. The coding region runs from base 1 to 1074 and encodes 357 amino acids. The record is from RefSeq and is a predicted model, not a curated record. Lineage: Eukaryota; Fungi; Ascomycota; Pichiomycetes; Serinales; Debaryomycetaceae. The transcript has a single exon.